Molecule: messenger RNA, 1901 nt
Organism: Cucurbita pepo subsp. pepo (vegetable marrow)
Lineage: Eukaryota; Viridiplantae; Streptophyta; Magnoliopsida; Cucurbitales; Cucurbitaceae
Product: serine/threonine-protein kinase 12
Biological process (GO): protein phosphorylation
Molecular function (GO): protein serine/threonine kinase activity; ATP binding; protein binding
Source: RefSeq, a predicted model, not a curated record
UCUGUUUAUCGGUACCAAGUCGCCGUCUAAGCGACACAGUCCCAUCCCAGCAGAAUCGCCAGCUAACUAUCCCUCCUUUUUCAUUUUCCUUAAUCUCAUUGUCCUUCAGAAUCUCGAAACUCCUGCGCUGAGGAUGGGGGGAGAUGAAUUCGAUUCCAUUGACCAACCGACUUUGGAGGAAUGCAGUGUAUAUUAAUUUUGUCUGUUGUAUGGUUUUUUGAGGUGGUGGCAAUUUGGAUCUUUCCCCCCUCCUCUUCCUCCAUGGAUGGUAGUGUACGAGCUCGUUUCCCACUCGGAAAACAGUCAUCGCUCAAGCCGGAACGUGAAGAUUCGGCUGUGGUUACCGAUGAGCUUGAUGAUUCGAUCGUGAUUGACCCUGGGAUUAAGCUCAUGUACCUGGCGAAUGAUGGCGAUUCGGAUGGGAUUAGGGAGCUACUGGAUUCGGGUACCGACGUGAAUUUUCACGACACUGAUGGCCGAACCUCUUUGCAUGUUGCUAGUUGUCAGGGCAGGCUGGACGUCGUUGAGUUGCUCCUCGAACGUGGUGCAGAUGUCGACGUUCAGGACCGAUGGGGCAGCACGCCUCUUGCAGAUGCCAUAUAUUACAAGAAUCAUGAUGUGAUCAAACUCUUAGAAAAACAUGGUGCAAAGCUACCGAUGGCUCCAAUGGUAGUGCAAAAUGCUCUUGAAGUUCCGGAAUAUGAGAUCGAUCCAAAUGAACUUGAUUUUUCUAAGAGUGUGAACAUUACAAAAGGAACUUUCUGCAGUGCUUCUUGGCGUGGAAUUGAAGUUGCCGUGAAGACACUAGGCAAGGAUGUUUUCUCCGACGAGGAUAAAGUGAAGGCAUUUAGGGAUGAACUUGCUUUACUACAGAAGAUACGGCAUCCUAAUGUUGUGCAAUUCCUGGGAGCUGUAACACAAAGUAGUCCAAUGAUGAUUGUCACAGAGUAUUUGCCCCAGGGGGACCUUCAUGCAUUCUUGGAGUGUAAAGGUUCCUUGAAGCUACCAACAGUUGUAAAGUUUGCUCUUGACAUUGCAAGGGGAAUGAAUUAUUUGCAUGAGCAUAAACCUGAAGCAAUAAUCCAUCGUGAUCUUGAACCUUCAAACAUACUGCGGGAUGAUUCUGGACACCUGAAAGUUGCAGACUUUGGAGUUAGCAAACUUCUAAAAUUUUCUAAUAGAGUUAAAGAAGACAGACCUGUGGCUGUGACAUGUCAGGAGACUUCAUGGAAAUAUGCUGCACCUGAGGUUUAUAAAAAUGAAGAAUAUGAUACGAAAGUGGAUGUGUUUUCAUUUGCUUUGAUAUUGCAAGAGAUGAUAGAAGGCAAUCCACCUUUUUCAACAAAGCCAGAAAAUGAAGUACCCAAAGCUUAUGUAGCUAAUGAACGGCCACCAUUUACGGCUCCACCUAAGCGUUAUCGGCAUGGAAUACAGGAACUAAUCCGGGAAUGUUGGGAUGAGAAGCCACAUAAAAGACCCACAUUUCGGCAAAUAAUCGAAAGGUUGGAGGAUAUUAACACUCAACUUAUGCAAACAAGAAGCUUGAAGGUGAAUCCAUUCUGCAAUUGUUUCCGGAACCUGAAAGCCUUAUUUACAAGUGAAAGGACUAAUCCAGGCAGCAGAUCUUCUUACUCGGAAGCCAAAUGACAUCCACAGAGAAGAAAUAUCCUUCAUCUUUGUAGUUGAUGUAAUGACGCCCCAUGAAGACCUGAUACCUUGCUAAACAAGAUUAUGAGACCAGCAGCUCAUCUUGGCACAAUGCUCAGCAAUUAUGGGGCCAAAAUCUUACUGGGGAAAUCAUCGUAUCGGCGUAUUAACCUGAUAUCUAUUUUGGCUCGUGACGUUCUAAAAAGUAACUAUUUUGGUCAUUAAUAUAAUAAUAUUAUACAAGUUACAGAAUA